Molecule: messenger RNA, 2769 nt
Organism: Capsicum annuum
Lineage: Eukaryota; Viridiplantae; Streptophyta; Magnoliopsida; Solanales; Solanaceae
Exons: 7
Coding region: 254-2290 (678 amino acids)
Biological process (GO): RNA processing
Molecular function (GO): protein binding
Source: RefSeq, a predicted model, not a curated record
UUAUGUUUUCAUCAUUAAUUAAUCAUGGUUUUUUCUAAACAUAUAAGAGUUGAUUCAUCUUUGUAUUUUCAUAUGAUCUUAGUACUCACAAUAUUCUUCACAAGAAAAAAAAAGUAUUCACAGUGUUAUUUGACAACAAAUAAUAUAUUAUCUUGUUGAAUAUAAUUCUCCUAUCUAUAUAUCUCACACUUCCAUUCGAGAUAACGUUUAUUUAGGAUCUCCACAGAAGUAGCAAACAGCCAAAGUUACAAAUAUGCUUCUGAGAAGCUCAUCAACUCCUGUUUCACAAACUAUUUUGGUAGAAAGUAAAAAAAAUGACUUUGAUGGUACCUCUUCUGAUCACUAUAAUAUUGGAAAGGUGUCAUUUCACACUCCAAAUCAUUUGGGUUCUUUCUCAUGUAACUCUUCACCUGAGAAAUUUAUCCCAAAAAGAUCAAACAACAAUCCUGGUCGAAAAUUAUCGCCUCGGAGAGUUCAAUCAGAAGGGAACUUAAAAGUGUUUGUGUCAAAAUGUGAUGUUGAUGAUGUUUAUAGAAAAGGGUUGGUGUACUCAAAAUGUGAUCUUGAUGAAGUUUGGUUGGUGUCAGAAUGUGAUCUUGAUGAGGUUUGUAGGAAAGGGUUGGUGACAAAAUGUGAUGUUGAUGAGGUUUGGUUGGUGUCACAAUGUGAUCUUGAUGAAGUUUACACUAAGUUGGUUGCAAAAUCUGAUCUUGAUGAAGUUUGUAGGACAGGGUUAGUGUCGAAAUCUGAUCUUGAUGAGGUUUGUAGGACAGAAUUGGUGUCGAAAUCUGAUCUUGAUGAAGUUUGUAGGAAAGGAUUGCUGUUGAAAUCUGAUCUUGAUGAAGUUUGUAGGACAGGACUGGUGUCGAAAACUGAUCUUGACGAAGUUUGUAGGAAAGGAUUGUUGUCGAAAUCUGAUCUUGAUGAAGUUUGUAGGAAAGGAUUGGUGUCGAAAUCUGAUCUUGAUGAAGUUUAUAGAUCGAAGGUACUUCCACGAUCAUGUCACAACCAAGAGAAGAACAUAAUGUUGCAAACAGAACUAUCGUUUUCUAUUUAUAGCAAUCAAGAUUUCGAGGAGAUGAUUAACGAUGGGAAACUGGUGAGGGCUGUUACUAUAGGCAACGAGAUAGAAGAUUUAUCGAGUGAUGAUUUUAGCUUUGGGAAAAGCGUCAUGGGACUUAUCAAGGAAGACGAUGAUAAUGAAGAUUGCGAUGAGAAAGAAGACACAGAAUUUAAAGAAGAAAGUAAACCAGUUGGUCCAAUGUACCUUGCUGCUGGACUAGGGAUCGAUGUUAAUGUUAGUGGCAUCGAUGGUGAUGUUAAGUCUCUCACUGAGGGCGGGCUGAUGAGGGCGGGUCAUGGUGCUGACGCUGAACCUUCAAGUUUUGAUGAAAAUGGAGAUGUCGAGGAGUAUUAUAAGAGUUUGCUUGAAGAAUAUCCUUUCAAUCCUUUGGUCUUGACGAAUUACGCUCAACUUCUGCAGUCAAGAGGAGAUCUUUCCGGGGCAGAGGAAUAUUACCUUCGAGCUACUCUAACAGAUCCAAAAGACGGGGAGAUCUUGUCGCAGUAUGCUAGAUUAGUGUGGCAGCUGCACCGUGAUAAAGAUAGAGCGUUGAACUACUUUGAACGCGCUGCUCAUGCUGCUUCAGACAACAGCCAUGUCCUUGCAGCGUACGCUAGUUUUCUUUGGGAGAUCGAUCAUGAUGACAACGACCACACAGAUACACCACGUGAUGAAAACAAGGAAACCGGAGAAGUUGCUGCAUCACACGACAUGGAUUUUGAACGAGAUGACAGACACACUAUCCCUCUACUGAAUCUUUCUGCCGGAUUUGGGAUUGACAGUACUUGCGGAUUUAGUCGUGGCAUGACUCUGAAUGAGCUUAUAGCGGCCGAGGGUUACUACACGAGUAUGAUUCAAGAAAAUCCAAAUAACCCCUUAGUUUUAAGAAACUAUGCUCAGUUUCUUGAUCAGUGUAAAGGAGACUUAAUCGGAGCUGAAGAAUACUACUCGCGUGCUGUAUUAGCAGAUGCUAGCGAUGGAGAAGUUAUUUCGCAGUACGCAAAUUUUAUAUGGCAACUUCAUCACGACCAAAAUAAAGCAUCGUCUUACUUCAAAAGAGCAGUUCAAGCUUCACCAAGAAACAGCGACGUACUUGCAGCGUACGCUAGAUUCCUGUGGGACACGAAUGAGGACGAGGACGAGAACGAGGACGAACACGAACCAUCAGACAACCACAUAUACACAUUUCCAUAUUUUCAUGGAAUUAUGGCUGCUCCAAAUGCUUAAUAAUGUACAAGAUGGAGAAUCGAACUUUCACCAAUAACGUGAAACUUCACGUAGCCAACUCAACUGAGCUACUAACAUUCUCCUUUUAGGAUUUUUUUUUUAAAUAGUCGUUGCCGUAUGAAAUAUACGGCAACGUUUUUGUAUAGUCACAAUGGUUCGAUUGCUUAAGUACUGUAUUAUCAGCACUUAAGCAUACGGUUCAAACCAUUGCUAUAUACUGUCUAUAUAUAGCAACGGUUGUAUCGCCAUUGUAAUAAGUACCAUUGUCAUAGGUCCAGUUUCUAGUAGUGUCAUUUUGAAAUAACUUCAGACAUAUGAUGUCUGAUGUUAAACUGCUGGCGUAACUGUCUGAAGUUACACGUAAUUGAAUUUCAAGCAUAAAUGACUGAAGUUCGAGAAAAAAUUUAUCGACACUAAAUAACAAGCUACAUAAAUUCAUAGUAUUUAUCGAUGCUAAUGAAAAUAUAUCUACUUUCUAU